UGAUGACGCUUCGCGCCUUCCCUUGCGAUACGCCUUGCCUCUUACGCUUCAUUCGCACUUGCCUGUUCGCCAAAUCGCCAAAUCGCCAACUCUCCAGUUCGCCAACCCUCUGAGAUUUCAUGCCACCUUUGCAAUUUGCGUUCAUGAUCUGCCUGCAAGGCAUCAAAGGAUAAAUCUGUCCUUGCGACAAUCUAGCCAACUGUCUUAUAACCCAACGCCAACCCCGCGGUCCGCAAUCCUGACCAGCUCGCAAUCCUCCAUUUGCACCCCUUCAGGACGACAUACUUCAUCCUGUUGGGCAUCGGCGGACGUCCACCACACCGUUGUCUCACUCCAUCUCGAUCUUGUCUUGAGAGAAUGGCAAGUUUCCUAGAAGAGCUGUGGAACUCCAUUUUCACACCUGGACCGACGCCUACACUUCUUGUGGCCACCAACGCCGCCUUUGCCGCUCUUCAACUUCUUCUCCUCAUCCUCCUCAUUGCCACAUACUCUCUACAUUUCCUCGUCUUGUCUGUCCUCUGCGGUGGACUGUGGUACUCCAUCAACUGGUUUGCUGCCGAGAUCGCCAAAGAACAGAAAUCCCAACAAGAGGCCGAACAGAAACAGGAUAAGCCCAGAGAGCCCGAGAAUGCCAGCGAUACCGAAACUGAGCCUGUCGCGGCGGCCACUGGAAUUUCCACGUCCAUGAAACCCCCUCCAACAGUUCCUUCACCCAGAACCCCCGUCGAAAGACUCAAAGACAACACCUCUAUAUUACUACAGCCAAAGACACCAGAAACUACAGACGCUAUGAGGCGGCGCCGAAGUCUUGGUGAAAGUUCAGGUUAUAUCAGCACAGACAGUGAAUGGGAGAAGGUGUCCGAAGGCGAGGAGAAGAGCAAGCGCGAACGAUAAAGUACCCAGAUGGUUCCAGCCCACCUUUGGAGGACAUGCUGGUCCCUGGAUGUAUGACUUGGACACCUUUCUGGUACCCGCAAGAGUAUUGGCUUGGCGGUCAUACUUCCUGGUCCGUCUCCAUCCUCCCGGCCUUUGAACAGGUAGACACAGGUCUAGAGUCAAGCUGACUAUAUGAUUUCGACGAUUUCGGCCAAUUUCCAGCCAGCCAUCGCCCUUUUACGCAAACAUCAACCCUGAUAUUUCAUCCUUUCACCGUGAAACAUUUCUCCCUGGUAUAGACCAUUCUGCGAGGAAGAAUCGAGCUUUGUUGAUACCCAGCAAUUCGUAG
Molecule: messenger RNA, 1225 nt
Organism: Exophiala mesophila
Lineage: Eukaryota; Fungi; Ascomycota; Eurotiomycetes; Chaetothyriales; Herpotrichiellaceae
Exons: 1
Coding region: 358-894 (178 amino acids)
Biological process (GO): vacuolar proton-transporting V-type ATPase complex assembly
Cellular component (GO): endoplasmic reticulum membrane
Source: RefSeq, a predicted model, not a curated record